AUGAAAUUAGGACAAUUGAGUAUGCUUGAAGCUUUAGAUCUCUCUUGGAAUCGGCUCACUGGAAAGAUUCCACAGGAAUUGACAAGAAUAAACUUUCUCGCCUUCUUAAACCUCUCUCAAAAUCAUCUCGUCGGACCGAUUCCUCAAGGUCGGCAAUUCAACACAUUUGAAAAUGACUCAUAUGGUGGCAACCUUGAUUUAUGUGGUGGUCCUUUAACAAAGAAAUGUGGAACGAGUGAUUCAUCGCAUGUUCCUCAACAAUUGGAGUCCGAAGAAGAAGGCGAGUCAUAUUUAUUUAGUAGAUUUACUUGGGAAUCAGUAGUCAUAGGCUACAGCUGUGGACUAGUUGUUGGAACUGUCAUGUGGAGUCUCAUGUUUAAAUAUCGUAAACCAAAAUGGUUUGUGGAAUUUUUUGAUGGACUCAUGCCUCACAAAAGAAGAAGGCCAAAGAAGAGAGCUCAGAGACGAAGGACUUGA
Molecule: messenger RNA, 477 nt
Organism: Solanum stenotomum
Lineage: Eukaryota; Viridiplantae; Streptophyta; Magnoliopsida; Solanales; Solanaceae
Product: receptor-like protein 9DC3
Exons: 1
Coding region: 1-477 (158 amino acids)
Molecular function (GO): protein binding
Source: RefSeq, a predicted model, not a curated record